UGCAGACUGAUCAUAUGACAGCUGCCUGCGUCCCACUUCCCUUCCUCGCUGGAAAAACGCCACAUCUGACAGGGAGGAAGAAUCAGACACAACCAUAGGGGAGUGUGAACACCGACCUCAAGAUGCUGACACUAGUGAACCGGCUGCUGGACUGGUUCAAGUCUCUGUUUUGGAAGGAGGAGAUGGAGCUGACGCUGGUCGGCCUCCAGUACUCGGGAAAAACAACAUUUGUAAACGUGAUCGCUUCUGGGCAUUUCAGUGAAGACAUGAUCCCUACAGUCGGGUUCAAUAUGAGGAAGGUCACCAAAGGAAACGUCACCAUCAAGAUCUGGGAUAUCGGAGGGCAGCCAAGGUUCAGGAGCAUGUGGGAGCGGUACUGUCGGGGAGUUAAUUCAAUCGUGUACAUGGUUGACGCAGCAGAUCAAGAAAAGGUGGAGGCAUCGAGAAAUGAGCUUCAUAAUUUAUUAGACAAACCUCAGUUGCAAGGAAUUCCUGUUUUGGUACUCGGUAACAAAAGGGAUCUCCCCAAUGCUCUAGAUGAAAAGCAGCUCAUUGAGAAAAUGAAUCUGGCAGCUAUUCAGGACAGAGAGAUUUGCUGCUACUCGAUUUCCUGCAAAGAGAAAGACAACAUUGACAUCACACUUCAGUGGCUCAUCCAGCACUCAAAAUCCAGAAGGAGCUGAAAAUGCAGGAGUUGUUUUCAUCUGCGUUUUUGUUACUGUCAUGCCACCACCCUCCCCCCACCCAUAACUUGUUAUCUUUAACCCACAUGCUGCUCUGUUCUGCUCGUGACACACAUCUUUUUUUCCCCCUUUUCACCUUGUGGAUCUUUCACAAACCCUGAGAAUGCACUGUUAAAAAAUGUGAUUCUGAUACCAAAUUUAAAGCAAUGUUAUUGGCAUUAUGCGUCCUGUAAAGCUGUACUUUCGGAAGUCGGAACCCUAAUUUUGAAUAUAUCGUUUAACAUUCAGGCAUUACUCGGUGGAUCAUACCCAGUGGUUUAUAACACUAAUCUUGGGUAUACAACAACACCCUCUUGAAGAAGGAUUGACUCUGUCAAACAGAACUCACAUGAACGAGAAAUGUUCUUCACAGUCACAUAUUAUGUCAGCGGAUUGCUGAUGUGCAGCUGUUCCAUUUCUUUCUAGAUCUACUCUGUGAUUGUCUUUGAUGAAUGUCACGCUUCGCUUUAUCAGAUCUUCUUUCAAGGACAUGUCUAUUGUUUUAGAAAACUGCAUUUAAGCAAGUCAAUUGAUGCAGGUCUGUACAAAUAGCAAGUUAGUAUGAUUUUUACUGAUGUGGGAUGUGCGUGUAUGAAUAUAUGAUUUUAUUUAAAGUCUGAAUGUACUAAAAGUAAAGCUGUUCGGGGUUGUGUGGUUCAUAUUGGCCUCUGUUUGUGAGUAGCCUCAGUGGAAUAAUGUUGUUUAUGCUGCCUUGAAGCUGAGAGAGCGGCAGAAUUCAAAGUGCCUUGUGCAAUGUCUCUCACCUCUGAAGCAAAGCAGCAUGCAAGGUGUGCUACCUGGGGAAAGUAAAAAAAAACAAAACAAAAAAAAAACACCACUUCAAUAUAUUCAAGAAAUAAAAAGGCUUGCUUUUUAAUUUA
Molecule: messenger RNA, 1603 nt
Organism: Cottoperca gobio
Lineage: Eukaryota; Metazoa; Chordata; Actinopteri; Perciformes; Bovichtidae
Gene: arl8ba
Product: ADP-ribosylation factor-like 8Ba
Exons: 7
Coding region: 123-683 (186 amino acids)
Biological process (GO): protein transport; anterograde axonal transport
Cellular component (GO): lysosomal membrane
Molecular function (GO): GTPase activity; GTP binding
Source: RefSeq, a predicted model, not a curated record